Molecule: messenger RNA, 4197 nt
Organism: Trypanosoma theileri
Lineage: Eukaryota; Euglenozoa; Kinetoplastea; Trypanosomatida; Trypanosomatidae
Exons: 1
Coding region: 1-4197 (1398 amino acids)
Molecular function (GO): protein binding
Source: RefSeq, a predicted model, not a curated record
AUGUCCGAACCCAAUGUAGUAUCGACUCCAACUCUUACAGCACCGAUUCAACCAUCAUCUAGGGGGACUGCCGUUAUUCCAAAGAAAAAUAAAUAUCUACAAUCCGCCGCCGCCGCCCCAGCAGCAAAAAAACUAACCUUUGAGGAUGGACUCCACUGUGUAGACUAUCUUCCCGGAUUUAACAUGUUGGCCAUUGGCUAUACCAAAGUGGUACGCAUGGUGGAGGUUGUGCAAACCACACGUCCACCUCUCUCCUUUGCCCUGCGAUCCUGUGGGAUGUUUGGUAAUGUUGCUAAAGUAGAAACCCUUGCGUGGUAUCCAAGUAGUACUGAAGCCGUUCUCGCCAUGGUGCAGUUAAGUCGAAAUAUCACUAUUCUCUUUGAUACUUUGGUAGAAAAAGGAGGAAAGUAUAUGACGCAGCAGUGGACACAUAAUGCCAGAGGUCGUUGUCUUUCCUCGUCCAUCUCGGUAGGAAGUGGAUCAUUAAAUACCGCCAUUGUAGGGGCUCCUUCUAUGCCAUCCACACCUUUCUACACAAAUACAUCCAUGUCUACAAAUACAACAAACACAAACACAACAGAGUUUGUUCAGCGGGCUGUGGGGCCGUGUAGUAUGGUGGAAGUUGUAAUAGACACUGGACAUCUUCGAGUGGAGCGAAUUGCGUGGGAUCCACAUAAUCCAUAUACACUUGCGAUUACAUCUAAUGCCACUCACUUUGAACUCUGGACAAUUCCCGUUAUUGAUAAUAAAGUGUAUGCACCACAACUUAGACUUCGACCUCCUUCCCAUGGUGAGCGUUCCAUAACGCGUAGUAUUGCCUUUUCACCAUCCGAUCCAAAUCUUAUUAUUGUUGCUGUUGAGAUGGCGAAUGCUGGGAAAUUGUUUGUAUAUGAUAGACGGCAUGUAGAAGCUCCACGGAGUUUAGGUAUGACAGGACCAUGUCUAACAGUGGCAUUUCACCCAACCUUCUGUGAUCUUCUCGCGGUGUGUUAUCGAAAAGCAAAGACAAAGACAUAUUCUCGUGUGCAAUUCUUUCGUGUCUUGGGGGAAGUUAGUUUAGGGACGCAGAAAGAAUCUGUGAGUAUUAAUAAUAAUAAUAAUAGUGGUAGUAGUAGUGGUAAUAAUAAUACACUUCUUGCAUCUUGUGAUGCUUUGCCUGUGGUGGAGCAAGAAAUAGUACCUCCUGUUGACAGUGUGGAUUCACUUAAUCGUUUACGAUGGCGACCUUGUGGAAGUACACAAACAACAGUAGCCGUGAAAACAACCGGUGAAAGUUCUGUUGAUACCAGUGGUAUUAAAAUUGAUGCCAUUUCAUCACAAUUAUGGUUUGCUACAUCCGCUCUUAAUGGACAGGAAAUUAGUGUUUGGGAUGCUGUAAAUGGAUUUACUCCUAUGUUUUCCAUCAAGAGAGUUUAUAAUGCACGGAAACAAGAUCAGCGAGAACAUACAUUACAGGAACCUACUGAUUGUGUUUGGGUAAAUUCAUUAACCCUUGUUUCUGUCUUUAAGGAUGGUGAUAUUCUACUUACCUCAUUAAUGGAUGAAUCUACUACAAGCAAGGAUACCCUCUUCCGCCGUCCUGUUAGCAAUAUUACGAACCAUGAUAAUAAUAAUAAUAAUAAUAAUAAUAAUAGUAAUAAUAAAAUCAGUAUUAAGAGCAAUGUGAAAACGGAUGAGUCGGAUGUAUUUGGUCUUGGAGCUAUCUUACCAACAGCAGCGGUAGUGGCAGACUUGUUUGGUCGUAGUUUUGUUAUUCGCAACACAACCUCACUUCUUCGAGAGUAUUAUACAAAGAUUAUAACAGCUGAGAAACAGGAGAUGUUAGAGCAAAUGGCCAUUAAUGAAAAUAGCUCUUCUUCACCUAUUAAUGUGAUGACUUCAUCUUUAUGCUCUAGAAACCAGCGUGAGUCUCUUCAUACAACACCCAUGGAAGGAGGGAUAGGGAAUAAAGGAUAUUCUCCUCCUGUGCAAUUCACCUUAUCGCAAACUUCACUGCAAAGUACACCCUUCAAUAAACCAACUCAAAGUCCAUCAUCUGUAAUGUCUGCUUCUGCGGUUGCGGUUCCUGCAGCCACUACUUCAGAUAAUACGAAUGGCAGUAAACGAUUUGAAUUUCUCUUUCCACUGCUGUUUUCUCUCGCUUCACCAUUACUACCAACAACCACCACUACCACAACAACCACAACAACAGGUAUGGUCUCGGAGGAACUCGCAAGGAAUGAGGGAUGUGUAAGUAAGAAUAUGGAGAGAGUGGGUCCACAACAACAACAACAACAGCAGAAUGAAAGAUCUGUACCAGCUUCUUCUGCAGUUGCCAUUGAACAACAUCCUCGUGGUUUCAGAGGAAGUUCAGAUGUUCAGAGUGAAUCUAGUCUUGAAGAAAAGUCGUGGAAGCCACAAUUGCGGCGCUCUGAGGCAGUACCAAUCACAACAACAACAACAACAACAACAACAACAACGGGAACAUUGUCUGUUAGGGGGAAUUCAGUACCUGUAGAUAAUAACUUUACUGAACGAAAUGAGUUAUUGCGUUUAGUCUCUCCACAGAGUGAUAGUAGAACUAUCAAUAGUCCUAUUUCAUUAACACCAUCUGAUGAUGUCCUAAGACAGAGGGCACCCUACACAACUCUUACAGGAAGAAAAGAUCCCAGUAUAUCUUCUUCUUUGCAUGAUUUGCAGUUGAAAAAUGGUACUAGUACUCUCACAAAAGAUACUGCGGCAAAGGCUUCAUUAUUGUUAGGGUCUAAAUCACGUGUGAAUCCAGAAAUAGAACGUUUUGUUCUCUCAGAUGAAGUAUGUGGAUGGGCUUAUGUAGAACGAUCAUCUGAACAUGAGACAUUUGCACGUUACGCUAUGGGAUGGGAAGUAGGAUAUGAAGUAGCACGACAUUUGAGAGCUAAUAGUCAUACUUCUAUGAAUUCUCCUAUGGAAGAGAUAACAUUAAGAGAAGCCCAUAAAAUAGAUAGAUAUUUUGUAAAAAUAAUGCUGCAUAAUGCAAAAGUAUGUGAAGAACGUGAACGAGAAAUACAAAGGGAAAGAUCUAUUAAUUCUAUUAACGAGACUCGCAAUACGUGUGGUGGUAAAAGAGGAUGUUAUAAUGGGAAUGAGAUGGGUUCCGUGGAUCCUCGUGGACAUUUAUGGUCAGCAACAGCAGAAGCCUUGCAAAGCCAUAAUGUUGGGUUAGUCACAUCACUUGUGCGUAGUCAAUUGGAUUAUACCUCCCUUGUGGGUGAUGUACAAUAUAGUGCCGUAUUAUUUCUUUUAUUUUGUUUAUGGUGGAAACAGCGGCAUGUAUGUAUGCACUGUUAUCCAUGUCCGCUACUUUCACUAAGUAAAAAUCUUACGAAUAGUAGUGGUAAUACUAGUACUAGUAUUAGUUGUUCUUGUAAUAAUAAUAAUAAUUAUAAUGAUGAUAAUUAUUAUUAUUAUAAUAAUAAUGAGGACAACAAGAAAGUUGAAAAAGGCUCUGGGAAGGCGGCUGAGUGUACACCACAACAGUGGAGAUUCCGUGCACGUCAAUGGUUAGAACAGUAUGUAUCUCGAUUAUAUGUGAGAAAACUUUAUGUACCACUAAAUGAACUACUACUUAUUGUCCCUGAUGUGAUGGGAGAGUCUAAUCCAGGGUUACCACGCGCUGAUGAUAUUGCACAAAAACUAUUCACAUGCAUUUACUGUGGUACGUGCCAAAAAAAAGAAUUAGUACCACGAACUGGAAAAGGUAAACAAUCAAUGGUAUCUCAUUAUUUAUCUUCUAUGGUAUUAGAUAAAGUAGAGGAUGAGGAUGAGGAUGUGCAGAGAAGUGUUGAUGAUGACUCAAGUAGUUCAUCUGCUGGAGAUUCCUUUUCUUCUUCCUCCUCUUCCUCUUCUUCUUCUUCCGUUUCCUCACGUGAUGGUGGAUCGAUUGCAGUGAGUCCUCCUAUCGAUGGUACUGUGAUUGAUAGAGAGGAAAGAGAAAAAAGUAUUGCUGUUAUUGUUGAGGCUCCCCCACGUAAUGCCUAUUGUAGUCGCUGUUACUCUGGUUCUCUGAUGACGUGUGUAAUUUGCGAGGAAGUGGUAGAAGGAAUGUAUCUUUGGCUGCGUUCUUGUGGUCACGGUGGGCAUGUACAUCACAUUAAGGAGUGGUUGCAAGUAUCAAAUGAGUGUCCAUGCUGUGGAAUACCAAUUCUCUUUUCAGAUGAAACAAGCAAAUAUGCUUAA